Molecule: messenger RNA, 1929 nt
Organism: Sorghum bicolor (sorghum)
Lineage: Eukaryota; Viridiplantae; Streptophyta; Magnoliopsida; Poales; Poaceae
Product: UBP1-associated protein 2B
Exons: 1
Coding region: 26-1444 (472 amino acids)
Molecular function (GO): RNA binding
Source: RefSeq, a predicted model, not a curated record
UAUAUUUUUAUUAUAUAAUCACUUUAUGUUACAAAUCUUAGUAAUUUUCUCUACAAAUUCGGUCAAAUAUGAAAAUGCUUUGACUCUCCAAGAUUACAAUUUAGGACGGAGGGAGUAUCUUUCAAUGGUAUUUUACAUAACGGAUGUUUUUAUGGUAUUUUCCGAAUGUCGUGAUCACUGCUAUGAAACCAAUUUUCCCGAUUACAAACAGUGGCAUUGCCUGCCUGCCUGCCGCCGCCGCCGCUUGUCCACCGCCUGCUUCUUUCUUCCAGCACGCGCCGGGCGCCGCUCUGCACCUCCGGCAAGUGCGCAAAAUCUCGCCCCCAUGGGUCGUCGGAAGCGGCCCCGCAAGGUGCAGCCGGAGGCGGAGCGAGUCGAUCCAGAGCCGGUAGGCGGAGAAGUCGACGACGACUCCACGACGAUGAACCCACCAAAGGCGGAGAUUUCGGCGGCCGUCGAGUGCGAGGAGGUGUCGGAGGCCGACGAGGAGGAUAUCGGUAGACUACUGGAGCCAUUCACCAGGGACGAGCUCUUGGACCUCCUGACCGACGCCUGCCUCCGUGACCCUGCGCUCCUCGCUCGCGUCGCCGCCUCUGCCGUCUCCGACGCCGCGCAUCGCCGCAUCUUCGUGCACGGCCUCGGCCCCGGCGCCACCUCCGCGGCGCUGGCUGCCGCAUUCGUCCCCUUCGGCGCCCUCGACGAGUGCCACGCCGUUGCCGACCGCGCCACCGGCCGUUGCCGGGGCUACGGCUUCGUCACCUUCCGCCGCCGCUCCGACGCGUGUCGCGCGCUCGCAGAUUCUUCCAAGCGCGUGGACGGCCGGCCUGUCGCCUGCCAACUCGCCUCCCUCGGCCCCGCUGCCCCGGCUUCCUCGUUCUCCGACCGCAAGCUGUUCGUGGACAACGUGCCCGAGCGCGCUGGGCGUGACGACCUGAGGGAGCUCUUCUCCAAGUUUGGCGAGAUUGAGGAGGGACCCCUCGGCUCUGACCGCGCCACCGGGCUGUUUCGGGGCUACGCCAUCUUCGUCUACAAGACGCCUGAGGGCCUCAGGAAGGCACUGGAUGAGCCCACCAAGGUGUUCGACGGGUGCGAGCUCCAUUGCCGGCUCGCGCACAGGGCGCGGAAGAGGAAGAGGAAGCAAGCCCCUGCCGCACCCGCGGACAAUGGUGAGCAGGGCAAUGGAGCAGCUGUUACCUUGCCCACUGUCCAAUCCGAGGACACUGCGUUGACACCCAAGCUGCCACUUGUUUGCUCGAACCCACAGAUUCGACUGACGACGAAGGGGAGUAGCUCAGCCACAGCCACAGCUACUGUUGCCUUUCGUCGGAAUGCCGCCACGGCAGGUGGCGCUGGUAUCCUUGGUGCGCCUCCUGUGGUUACUUGUGUUACCUCUUUGCCGGUUCAGAGCACGACAAGGCCGCCUCCGAGUGGAGGUGUAUGCUAGAGCUGGUGCUUCGUCCAUGGUUCACCAUCAUCUCUUCAGGUUCAGGGACCAGGACCGCUGAAGGAUAGCGGUUUGUCCUCCAUGGGCAUUUGCACUUUGGCAUCCCGAACUGGUCGGUGGUCAGCUAGACCAGGCUUGAUCCAGCAUACCUGGGAAGAUAGGUAAAAAUAACGUGGCAUUUUGGUAGGCAAGGAUUGGAAUGGAACAUGACACCGAGUGAGUCAAGCAGGGACUCGAUGCUGCUACUUUCUUACUGAACCAAGGAACUGCAACCUUGGUUAUUUCAGUGCAUCUCAUGAUUUUUCAAUCAGCAUGAUCAAGUGAUUCUAAUCACAGGAGAAGUGAUUGUAAAUUCGUGAUAUCUAGUCAUUAGGGAAAUGCAAUUUUGUAAAUAGUUUAGUUUGCAGAGCAAGCUCGUGAUCUGACUGUUAACUGAAUGCAUCCUUUCUGAAAACAGGGAAGGGAAACCUUGGACUUGUUUAUCA